Molecule: messenger RNA, 718 nt
Organism: Camellia sinensis
Lineage: Eukaryota; Viridiplantae; Streptophyta; Magnoliopsida; Ericales; Theaceae
Source: RefSeq, a predicted model, not a curated record
AUGGAGAAUGCAAGGGGAAAUGAUAUAAGUGAAUCUUCCGAGGCCCAAAUGAACAAAAUGGAACAAAUGCUUGCGGCUUUGACUGAAGCCAUGACGCAGCAAUUGAGACAACAACCUUUACCUCAUCUGCCUCCGCCAAUGCUAGUUGAACCGGACAAUAGUGACAUCAUCAAUUUGACUCAAAAAUUUAUGAAAAUGAAACCGCUGACCUUCUUGGGUGGCAUUGAACCAUUGAAGGCAGAAACCUGGUUGCUAGAAAUGGAAAAGUUAUUUGAAGUAUUCCCUUGCUCCGCAACUCAAAAAGUACUCUUGGCUACCUACACUCUAAAGGAUGAAGCUCAGAGAUGGUGGCUGUUGGUCCAAAACAAUAAUGGGGACAUAACAUGGGCUCAAUUUAAUGAGAUAUUCUACAACAAAUACUUUCUGCAAUGCUUCAGAGACCGAAAAGUGUCAAAAUUCCAAGAACUCAAACAAUGUAGGAUGUCAGUGACCAAAUAUGAGGCCAAGUGUAUUGAAUUAGCUCGUUUUUCCUUACACAUGGUGGGCACUGAUUAUAAGAAAGCACAAAAGUUCGAGGAAGGACUAGACCUGGAAAUAUUUGAUCGAGUAGCCGUCUUUAAAUUGCCUACUUAUGUGGAAGUGCUUGAUAGGGCAUUGAUGGCAGAGGCCAUAAUAACAGCCAAGAAACAGGCUACAACUCCAACAACUGAAUGGAGAG